Owenia fusiformis is the source of this 2087-nucleotide messenger RNA. The record is from the annotation of a GenBank genome assembly. Lineage: Eukaryota; Metazoa; Annelida; Polychaeta; Sabellida; Oweniidae.
UAAAUCAAUAUUAUAAAACCUAUUAUUUUUUUAUGCAUAAGAUUGUAUAUCCUAAGAUAUUUUAUCUCUACAAUUAUUAAACAAUAUAAAAAAGGAAAUUUUGGUGAUAUUGAAGUGAGGCAUUCCGAUUACAUUUGAAUCAUUCCAUAGACUAUUAGCAGAUAAGUCACAAAAGAACCCUGAUACACAGGACAGAACCUUGAGUCAUCACAUCAAGAUUGAGUAAUUCAAGGAACAUUGAGUCAAUCCCCAAACAUUGAGUACAUUUUGAAACAUUGAGUAAUCUCAAAACACUUGAGUUAUUUCAGAAACAUUAACUGAUUCAAGGAACAUUUAGUCAAUCAACAAACAUUGAGUACAUUUUGAAGCAUUUAUUUAGAAGUAAAUUAUGAAAAUUGAGUAAUUACAGGAACAUUGAGUCAUGAGUACUUUCAAGAGAAACAAACCAGAGCAUUGAUAGUAAUUGCUACAUGAAUCUGUACAUCAAAAAACUAAUUGGAUAAAAUUGGAUUCAAGAACACGUGAAUCAAGUAAACUCGUGAAUAAAAACAACUCAGGAAAAUGAGCCUUAAUGACUACAUAGCUGGAGCAGUAGGAGGUUGUGCUGGUUUGGCCGUUGGACACCCAUUUGAUACAACAAAAGUUCAACUACAAACCCAACAAGGCAAGUCUGCCUAUGCAGGAACAUGGGACGCUAUCAAGAGCAUUCACCAACAUGGAUGGGCAAGGGGUUUCUUCCGAGGUCUUGCAUUCCCGUUAGCCUCAUAUGGAGUGGUUAAUAGUGUGUUCUUUGGUGUCUAUGGCAACACACUGCGUUGGCUUAACAGAUCAGAAGAUGAUCCCUAUCGACAACCAACAUAUCGUGAUGUUUUCAUUGCUGGAUGUGUCGGUGGCGCUAUGCAAAUUAUCCCAGCAUGCCCCAUUGACGUUAUUAAGGUCGUUCUCCAGUCCCAGAUCACCCAUUCUACAGGAACCACAAUUGGUGCAACAGGAACUGUGACAGCACAAUAUUACAAGGGGCCUUUAAGUUGUAUGUGUGCCAUAUACAAAGCACAUGGCAUAAGGGGUCUUUACACGGGUGUCCAAAUUCAAGCCAUAAGAGAUAUACCCGCAAGUGCAACAUACUGGGUGACCUAUGCAUUCCUCUAUAAGCACAUACACCAACUGCCUCAUGUUGAUCAACAUGGCCUCGUCGCAAGUUUCAUUGGCGGGGGAAUCGCUGGUAUGAUAUCAUGGGCCAUUAUUAUGCCGUUUGAUAUCAUCAAGAGUCGUAUUCAAGCUGAUUUUGAUAAAAAGCUAUAUAAGGGAAUAAGUGACUGUGUGAGAAUUACGUAUGCUGAAGGAGGUUGGCGUAUAUUUUUUCGUGGAAUCGGUGUUACAUGUUUGAGGGCCUUUCCUGCAAAUGCAGUCAUUUUGGUGGUGUAUGAACAGUCAUUGAAGGUGUUGACAAAAAUGAAAAAGGACAGGGGGUAAAUUGGAAUGCUUGAGGAUGGAAAGGUACCGUCCCAACAGACCCCCUUUUCUGCCCCCAUCAGAAUCAAACUUAUUUAGCAUCUAGAGUAUCCUCACAAAUGUACUUCACAAUAAUAUUUCAAAAUUAGGUCAAAUGAUGAGCUAAUGAGAUCACUGGGUGCAAAAAGGUCAAGUUGGUAAAAUCAAUCUAAUGAUCAAGUAAUUUCCUUAAACAUACCUAAAUAAAAUAAAAUCACGAGUUAAACCUGACUUUACAUUUGUUUCCAUGGGGAAUAGGUAUCUUAAUAGCCUUUGAGUAGUAUUUACACCAUACUUAACACAAGGAAAAUGUUUGAAAAUUUUCAGUCAAAAUACAUGUACUGGUAUACUGUCAAAAUAUUGUAUUGUAACAUAUUUGAUAUUAAUAUUCUAAAGCUUUGACACAACAUAUUAGUAUUUAUUGAAUUUCUAUGGGUACCAAUAGGUACAGUUGCUGAAAGUUGAAUGUACAGUUUCUAAGGGGUCGGGUCAAAAUAUCAAUGUCCAUCAAAAAAAACCUAAUUGAUUUAUUUAGGUCCAACCCCCCCCCCCCCUCCCCCUUGUAACAAAAUCAAAAAUCUUGAAAAUUGAAAUUC